Messenger RNA from Monascus purpureus, 1457 nucleotides. The record is from the annotation of a GenBank genome assembly. Lineage: Eukaryota; Fungi; Ascomycota; Eurotiomycetes; Eurotiales; Aspergillaceae.
AUAAGGCCCAUCGUGGGAAGAUGCAAUGCAUUGCGACCUCGGAACGCCGUUGAAGUCAACAGCUUACGUCAUGGCCCCUUGUGGCUGCUGAGCUUUGUUCACAUUCGCGAGCCGCAAGACUCCCUUUUCGAACAGCAGUGCAGCCAGGCAAGAUGGAGAAAUCCCCUCACCAUGGGCCGGAUGGUGGUCUUCUUCCGCUCACUGAAACGAGAGAUUCCAUACCGACACCUCCCUCGAAUCAGACCCGAGGUGGCUAUGUUGCCUUCCGCCUAUUCCGUCGCAUUCUCGUUGCCCUCUGCCUUUGCUUCGCGUUGUACCUCUAUGUAAGCCGAUCGCCGAUCAGCACAGCCAAGCUGCCAUCCAAUCUCCAAUUUUCAGGGCUUUCUGGCGAUAAUAGCAAUAGUGAUAAACAUAGGCAUGGAACCUCGCUCACGUCGGGGGCGCUAGAUCGAGUGCAUGGCUGUCAUGAAGGCGCAAGUCCAUCAUCCAAUGUCAAGGUCCCCCUAGAAGUCCAUAUAAUGAGCAAAUGUCCGGAUGCUCGCGACUGUCUCCAGCAGCUCGUUGUGCCAGCAAUGGAGAAAGUCGACGACAUCGUUGAUUUCAGGCUGUCAUUUAUUGCCCGCGUAUCCAAUAAAUCUGCCGAGAUAUUUUGCAAGCAUGGACCGACCGAAUGCAUUGGAGAUAUGCUUAUCCUGUGCGCCGCCAAUCUCCCGUUCUCUGCUGGGGAAGAAACAGGCCUGGGCAUUUCCGAAAAGUCCUUGACCCCCACUGUGAGGUCUCUCGGGUUCGCCAACUGUCUUAUAGACUCGUAUGAGCGUAUCCCGGAACGCACGCUGGUUGAGAAUUGCGCAUUAGAGCAUGGGAUUGAUUUCGACGCUUUGAACCGAUGUGCGAGCAAAGAGAACGUCAUUGUCAGUGAUGGUGAUGGCGAUGGUGAUGAUUUGCCUGGUGGUCUGGCGUUGCUGAGGGAGAGUGCCUUGCGUAGCGAGGCUUUGUCGGUGCAGACAAGCUGCACUAUUCGAUUAGACAAGAAGGUCUGGUGUGUGAGAGAUGAUGGUGUAUGGAGGGAUUGUGCCCAGGGAGGAGAAGGGAGCAAGGUGCCUGUGUUUGUUGAGGAAGUGGAGAGGAUUUGGAGGGAGAAGAACCAAUAUGUUUGAUGGUGGAUUGUGCCAUUUGAGGCUAUAUAUGAAGAAAUCUACACUUUUAUACUAUAUAGGGGACAGCCCUGAAAGCAGUGAAUUGGAGCACGACACUAUAUCUUCCUUGGCCUCACCACCCACCAUCUUCUGCACUUUUCAAUAGCUUCCAUCAAUUAUACUCGCCUACAGUGAUCCCCAGAAUUAUGUCUUAGGCCAUUCAUUCCAAAUCUCUGUCGAGCUUGAUUUCUCACUCAGACUUCUUUGCUCCCACACAACGACUUAUACCCCCAGACAACCAUGACGCUCAGCAAAAACCUG